Molecule: messenger RNA, 2145 nt
Organism: Scutellospora calospora
Lineage: Eukaryota; Fungi; Glomeromycota; Glomeromycetes; Diversisporales; Gigasporaceae
Source: the annotation of a GenBank genome assembly
AUGCUUAAUGUACUUACUUAUUUCAUUUAUCAAGAGAUCCUAAAUCAAAACGUGAAUAGAUAUCAAUUAAUAAUUAAGAAACCUAUUUUAGAAAAUGUAUUGAGGAGAGAACUAAAUAAGUUUAUAUUUAAAAGAAAAAAAAUAAUAAAAGGUUUAUCCGAAAAAAGAGUAAUUGAAAUUAUUAAUGAAAUUAUUAGUCGUAUAAUUAUUAAAUUCAAUAUAGAAAAAAACAGAGUAGGGGGGUUAACAAAUAGUUUGAAAAAAUUUGUGGAAUUAAUUAAUAAUUUCAAUGAUCAGAAUAAGAAAACUUUUAAUGAUACAAAAUAUGAUAUUAUUAUCAAGAUCAAAGAUAUUAUAGAUGAUAAUGAUUACAAAGAUAUUGAUUAUGAGAUUGAAAAAAUACUUUAUGAUUUUGGAUAUCUAAAUGAAGAUAAACAUCAAAUACUGAUAAAAGAAUAUGAUGAAAAGAUAUUGAAAAAACCGAUAGAUCAAAGAGAAAUUUUGAUUAGAAAAAGACCAAGAAAAGAAGGAUUUCGAUAUAAAGAAAUUGAUUAUCAAGAAGGAUCAGAUACCCCAAAUUAUUUUUCUGAUAAUGAAUAUGAUGAAAAAGAUAUUGGUAGAGUGAGAAAGGAUAGAAAAGAUGGAAUUAAUAAUUUAUGUUUAAGGAUAAAUCAAUUUGAAACUAUUUUGAAAAUAGAUUUUUCAUUUACGGAACCUUUUGAUGAAAAAAUAAAUCAGAUUAUUAAAUGUAGUGGAGUGUUAAAAGAUUUUUUACCAAAAGAAAAUGUUACACCUUUUUGUCCAAUGUUGCCAUGUCGUAUUUGCAAAAUAAAAAAUCAUACUUUAGAGAAUUGUAAAUAUAAGAAUUUGCAUGAUAAAAAUUAUAUUUUUGGAAGAUAUGAUAGGAAUAGAAACCUUAGAUGUGGAUAUUCCUAUGAUAAAAUCCGAGAAAGGCUUGAAGAUUUAAAAAAAAAAGAAUUUGUCAAGAAAGGAAGAGAAUAUCAUUGUUGCACUUGUAAAAAUUUUUAUGAGUAUUAUCAAAUAGAUAUUAAUAAUUUUAAAUGUAAGAAUUGUUCGUUACCUUGUCGUAUUUGUAAAGGAGAAGAUCACAAUCUAGAAAAAUGUGAAUAUAAGUUUUUUUUUGAAAAAAAUUAUAUUUUUGGAAGAUAUGAUAGGAAUAGAAAACUUGGAUGUGGAUGUUCCUAUGAUGAAAUUAAAAAAAAAUUUGAUGACUUGAUAUCGAUAAGACCAGCAACGUCAAAAGAAAGACGAUAUCAUUGUUGUGAAUAUCAUAAUAUCUUUAGAUUUUAUGAAAUAGAUAAAGAUUUCAAAUGUAGAGAUUGUUAUGGAAUAUUCUGUGAAUCAUUACAAGAGGAUGAUGAUAGAAGAAUUCAAUAUUAUCAAAGUAGUGAAUAUCAGAGAAAACUUGUUAAAUGUUAUAUUUGUGAGAUUGAACAUAUAAGAGGAAUUUAUCUUGAUGGCGAAGGAGAUUUUUGUGAUAGUAUUCAUCAAGCAGCCUAUAAAGUUUAUUAUGAUAUACAAAAUCCAAAUAAAAAUAUUUGGAUUAGUAUAAAGCAUUAUACUCAAUCAAGAAGAACAAGAUUAGCAAGUCAAAAUAUAAAUCAGACUGCGGUAUAUAGAACUGUAAUGAUAAUGCAAGGUAAAGAAUCAAUGUCAUAUGCAGAAGCGUUAGAAACUCAAGUAAAUGAUAAAUGGAAUGAUGGAGAAGGUUGGGAUAAUGAUGAUACUGAAGAUAUCAAUGAAAAUAUUAGUGAUAAUAAUGUAGAGAUCUUGACAUCGAAAGAACAGAAAGAAACAGAUAGAUUUAGAAAUAUGAUUUUAAAAUUUAAUUUUUCUAAUAAUAUAGAUAUUGAAAAUAUUAUAAAUAAUAUAAGAAAAAAUUUUGAAUCAUUAAAAGGUCUUACUAUGUGUAAAUCAUGUCGUUUUGUUCUUAAAAUAACAAAAGUUACUGAAAAUAAUUCAUGUGAUACUUGUGAAAAAGAUUCAGAUAAAGAUAAAAGAAUUCAAGAUUUGGAAAGACGAAUUGAUGAAAUGACAAAAGAGAUUAAUAGAUAUAAACAACCGUAUAUCUUAAUUAAAAAUUUUAUUAACUUAUUUAAUGAUCCAGAUCUUAUUUUAUUAUAA